Molecule: messenger RNA, 240 nt
Organism: Cooperia oncophora
Lineage: Eukaryota; Metazoa; Nematoda; Chromadorea; Rhabditida; Trichostrongylidae
Source: the annotation of a GenBank genome assembly
AUGGUCUAUACUCUCUACAUGUACGCGAAAGCCUUUAUCUUCCCGAUAUUUAAUCUGUCGUCCGAAAUCUACUACACAUUCUACAGUGCUCUCGGAGAUAUUUAUGCUGGUAUCGGUGCUUAUCUCCUCUGGAUCUUCAGCGAUGCUCUUCGUCAUUAUGUCUGUACAAAGCUGAGAAUAAGGAAGCCAAAGGCUCAACUUCGUUCUUCAGUCAUCUUCAUUAACGUACGUACUGAGUGA